This is a messenger RNA of Macrosteles quadrilineatus (aster leafhopper), 929 nucleotides long. RefSeq lists its product as uncharacterized. The record is from RefSeq and is a predicted model, not a curated record. Lineage: Eukaryota; Metazoa; Arthropoda; Insecta; Hemiptera; Cicadellidae. Bases 9 to 929 code for a protein of 306 amino acids. The transcript is spliced from 2 exons.
CAGUCGUAAUGAAGACAGCUCUGAGUUUGGUACUUGUUGCUGCCUUGUACACCCGGAAUGUGUACUGUAGCUACUACCACGGACCCACCGCCAAGCCUGUCGUCCUCCACAAUGGCUACCUGGAAGACACCCAAGAGGUAGCAGCAGCCAAGAACGCUCAUCUCGCCGCUCUAGCCAAGGAAUCUCACUACGGAGGAGACUAUGGAUACGGUCACGGCGAGGAAUACAGUGGACCUUAUGACGGUCAUCAUGGAGACAUCAGAUACCACGGACCCACCGCCAAACCUGUCGUUCUCCACAACGGAUACCUGGCAGACACCCAUGAGGUAGCAGCAGCCAAGAACGCUCAUUUCGCCGCUCUAACCAAGGAAUCUCACUACGGAGGAGACUACGGAUACGGUCAUGGGCAGGAAUACAGUGGCUCUUAUGACGGCCAUCAUGGAGACAUCAGAUACCACGGACCCACCGCCAAGCCUGUCGUUCUCCACAACGGCUACCUGGCAGACACCCAUGAGGUAGCAGCAGCCAAGAACGCUCAUCUCGCCGCUCUAACCAAGGAAUCUCACUACGGAGGAGACUACGGAUACGGUCAUGGGCAGGAAUACAGUGGCUCUUAUGACGGCCAUGAUGGAGACAUCAUAUACCACGGACCCAUCGCCAAGCCUGUCGUUCUCCACAACGGCUACCUGGCAGACACCCAUGAGGUAGCAGCAGCCAAGAACGCUCAUCUCGCCGCUCUAUCCGAAGAAUCUCACUACGGAGGAGACUAUGGACACGGCCAUGGCCAGGAAUACAGUGGCUCUUAUGACAGCCAUCAUGGAGACAUCAGAUACCACGGACCCAUCGCCAAGCCUGUCGUUCUCCACAGGGAACAUCAUCUGCAAAAUUUCAAUGGAAUUUUUGAACCAUAUCAUUACAAAAACUACUGA